AUGUCAAUAACAGCGGCAAGUUACGAGCGAAUAUCCAACAAAUACGAACCACCUUCGAAAGGGAUAGUUGACAUCUAUUCUCAAAAGGGCUUUGUGUUGGAUAACAACGGUAAUUCACGGUGUGUACAAUCGAUCGUUGAGUUACCCGUUCAAUUACCACCUUCACCAGCCGAUAGUGACAUGAUGGAUCUUAGUCCGCCAUCCUCAUCGGCCUCCCCAAUCAUUCUUGAAGGUCAACGAAUUACUAGAGAUAUUUCACGCGGUACUCCUGGCGAUAUGCAGAAAUCGAGUGUGUCAAAAUCACCAGAGCAAAGGCAGUUGGCAAUGAAGAGAAGUCAGUAUUAUGGUGAUGCGUUUGCAUAUCGAGAAUCGGCGGGCAGUGCGAGAGAAAGAGUGAGCAGGGAUAGCAUGGUUCUCUGUGAACUGGUAACAAAUGUUAUUAUGCGUGAAGAACAUACCCUUCUCACAAGUCUCUCUAAUCUUCUCUCGACUCGCUAUCAGCGUCCCGAAUCCUCCAUUUUCGUCACUCUCAAGCACUCGGCAUGCUUCAUCGUAGCUGGAACUUUCGAACCUGCAUAUAUUAUGACGAUAACUGGGCUUCCAUCACAAAUGCAGCCAACAACGAACAAGAGAAAUGCAUCGUUACUCCAAAAUUAUAUGGCCACAACUGAAUUAUAUGUUGAGCCAGAGCGUGGUAUUAUUAAAUUUGUGCCAUUGGCCGAGGAGAAUUUCGCAACAAAGGGGAAGACUGUUGCUGGUGAGAUAGAAGAACUGGAACGAGAAGUUGCAAGUGAGGCCUCGGGAUUCCGCAACUUACAUUCGUCGGGAAGUGUCAAGAGUAAGAGACAAGCUGCAAAGUCCUCCAAGAGUCAAAAAUCCAGGCAUUUACAAACCCAUGAAGAAUAUACCCCAUCCGUCAGUUCGAGGGCAACACCACCAUUACCGUCUAUGCCAACUAAUGAUAAUGCAUUGGAUAGCAAGUCGUUGAACGUGCGGAAGUUGGGGAGAAGAAAAAGUUUUAUGGCUGCAGUUUUUGGAAGCAAGUCCAAGUCUUGA
Messenger RNA from Botrytis fragariae, 1056 nucleotides. Its product is annotated as putative mif domain containing protein. The transcript is spliced from 2 exons. The coding region runs from base 1 to 1056 and encodes 351 amino acids. The record is from RefSeq and is a predicted model, not a curated record. NCBI's taxonomy places the organism in Eukaryota, Fungi, Ascomycota, Leotiomycetes, Helotiales, Sclerotiniaceae. Gene Ontology annotation, molecular function: phenylpyruvate tautomerase activity.